AUGGCUCUACCGAAGAACAAACCCACACUACAAUCGACAAGUAGCGGAAACUGGACAAGGCCCGACAAUGUACUAUGUACCACGCACACAAUCGACUCAUUCACCCUAUGCGACACCGCACCAAGACGGCGCCCCCCAUGCACUGACCAUGUUCCUAUUUACAGUACCCUAGACCUCCCCAUCCCAAGAGCAUCAACGACGACGACCUAUAACUAUCGAGACGUAGACUGGGAACAGUUUUGCGGAGCGCUCAACAGAAACCUCGCAGAAUACCCCCCUCCGGUCACCAUCACGACAGAAGCCCAAUUCCAAACAGCCGCCACCAAUCUCAGCACCGCAAUUCAACAAACCAUCAAAGAGAAAGUCCCAACGUCAAAGCCCAGUCCCCACGCGAAGAGGUGGUGGACAAAAGAACUAACAUUAAUGAUGAAACAGAAAAACAAGCUAAGUGAUUUAUCGUAUAAGAUGAGAGGACUACCUGAUCACCCCUGUCCAUGA
Suillus clintonianus is the source of this 498-nucleotide messenger RNA. RefSeq lists its product as uncharacterized. NCBI's taxonomy places the organism in Eukaryota, Fungi, Basidiomycota, Agaricomycetes, Boletales, Suillaceae. The transcript has a single exon. The record is from RefSeq and is a predicted model, not a curated record. Bases 1 to 498 code for a protein of 165 amino acids.